AUGGCGAAGAGCAUCAACACUUGCAUUGAAUACCUCAAAAUGGCAUGGUCGGAUCUCUAUUUAUAUGAAAUGGAUCCAUACGUACCGCCAGUUGUUUGGCAAGAGGAAAUGUUUUCUUCACAGAAGAAACUGAGAAUCGGAUUCUAUACCACUGAUGGAUUUAUUACGCCAACACCUGCCAACCAGAGAGCCGUUUUGGAAGCAAAAAAGAUUCUAGAAGAUAAGUCGUCUACUUGUACGCUUUCAAGUCCAGAGCCCCAAAGGGUGUUCCAACUGUUUGUGGGUGGCGUAUCUGCCGAUGGGGGACGAUAUCUGAGCAAGAAAUUGAAGAAGGUCAGACUAUUCUACCGGAGUCGGCGGUCCAAUCGCGUCUGUCUUUGCACAUAUACGAAUCCGCGUCUCAUCGCAAAUUCCAUCAUUGUACACGUGUAA
Ostertagia ostertagi is the source of this 432-nucleotide messenger RNA. The record is from the annotation of a GenBank genome assembly. Lineage: Eukaryota; Metazoa; Nematoda; Chromadorea; Rhabditida; Trichostrongylidae.